AUGUUCUCCAUGGGCGGCGCCUCGCGCGCGUCGCAGCUGUCGUCGAGCCUGGUGGCCGCAGUGCUGGACGGAAACGCGAGCAGCGUCAAGGCGCUGCUCAAGCAGGGCGCGGAUCCGUGCACGCGGAUCCCGAACGGACCUCCCCUGCCCGUAUACGCAGCAGGGUACGGGAACCUCCAAGUGCUGCAGCUUCUCGCGGAAAACAAGCGCGUCAAGGCGGACAAGCAGCUCGCGCUGGGAAUGCUGGUUGCCGCCACUGAACGCAAGCAGGUCCAGGUCGUCGAGUGGCUCCUCAAGAAGAAGAUCUCGCUCAGCGUCAUCAACGGCCUCAACCUCCACGGCAAGCAUUCGCUCUUGCUAGCUAUCGAGGCGAACGACACGCGCCUCGCGCAGGUCCUCAUGACGCACGGCGCCGACACCAACUUCCGCAUGUCCGAUGGUACCACGAUGCUGCACUGGGCCGUGCUGGCCGACUCGCGCGAGGUCGUGCGGCUCCUCGCGUCCUGGCCGCGCACGGAGCUCACGCCCGACGCGUCCGGGUUGACGGCCUUGCACAUCGCGGCGGGCCAGGGCAACGCGCAGGCGCUGCAGAUCCUUCUGGGGAAGUUCGGCGACAAGGUGGACGCGCCGCUGGCGGACGGGCGAACCCCGCUGGCGCUGGCCGUGGCGAACGACCACGCGGAAGCGGCGUGCGUGCUGCUGGCGCACCGCGCCGGCGGCGGGCAGCGCGGCGGGGGGGCGUGCAUGCCGGGCGGCCGGACGCCGCUCGCUUUCGCGGUGGAGCGGCGCGCGUGGGACAUGGCGAUGGCGCUCGUGCAGCGCGGGCGCGCGGACCCUGCGCAGCGCGACGCGCGCGGCAGCACGCCGUUUCACGUCGCGUGCACGGCGGGCCACGCGGCGCUCGCGACGGCGAUGAUGGCGAGCGCGAAGGGCGUGUGCAAGGUGCUCGACGCGUCCAGCAUGACGGGCCUGCACAUCGCGGCGAAGCUCGGGCACGCCGAGGUCGUCGCGGCGAUCCUCGGAGGCUCCAACUCCCCCGGGGAGGUGGCCAAGCUGCAGGGGCCGGGGGGGCACACGGCCGCGCACUUCGCCGUGGCAGGGGACCACGUGGCGUGCAUCGCGCAGCUCGCGAAGGCCGGUCCGAAGGCGUGCAACGUCCCCAACGGGUGUGGAGACACCCCCCUGCACUUGGCCGUCCAGCAGGGCCGCCUCGAGUGCGCCAAGGCGCUCGUGCGCACCGCCGGCGUCGACCCCGGCAAGCAGUCGCCGCACCUGCUGGCGACCGCGGUCGCGUCCGACCGCGCCGACGCGGUGGCGUGCGUCGCCGUCGACCUGCAGUGCCCCCUCGCGCCCACGCCCAUGACCGGCUCGGGCCUCCCCGUCUGCCAUGCCGCCGCCGCGCAGGGCCGCCACGACCUCCUCGCGGGCGUGCCGCUGCCUGCGCUGCAGCGGCUGCUCGCGGCGCGGUCCAAGCCUGACGGCAGCACCGCGCUGCACCUCGCCGCGGAACGCGGGCAGGUCGAGACGGUCGGCUUCCUCGUGCGGCAGUGCGGGCAGGAGGUCGACGCGCGGGACGACCAGAAGCAGACGCCGCUGCACCGUGCGGUCCUGGGAUGCCACGCCGGCGUCGUGUAUGUACUUGCGGAACUCGGUGCGGGGCUGGAGGCGCGCCGGAAGGACGGACGGACGCCGAUCGAGCUCGCGCUGUCGAUCUCGCGGCCGGACAUCGUGGACGCGAUCACGGCGGCCGCGCACGCGCUCCACCGUUCGAGCGCAAGCGGUGCCGCGCCGUCGCCGUCGCCGUCGCGCGGGACGCGCUCGAACCGCUCGACGCGGACGGGGGUCGAUGCGAACACGCUGUUUGCGGCCGAAAACGCCGGAUCCGCGUCGCUGCGCCACUCCGUGCCCACGGCGCUGCCGGGAAUGCGCAUGCCCGCGCUCGCGUCCCCCUCCGCACGCCUAGCGUCGCAGGCGACGCUGGACCGCCGCGCAGCACAGAUGCACCAAGAGGCGCUGCGCGAGGCCGCGCCGUCCGGGUCCGGCAGCGGCGCCGGCUCCACGCACGCGGCCCCCAGCACCCCGCAGCGCGACGCCGGCGCCGCCUCCCCGCCUGCGGUCGCACCGCCGCUCGCGAACCUCAGGAAGAAGACGCACAUCCUACCGAGCGGCUGCGUGCGCCUCGUGCGGCCCUUCGCGCGCGGACACGGCCUCAACACGGAGAUGUGGCUCGGGGAGUUGGUCGCCGCUGACGGCGCCCACGAGGUCGCCGUGAAGCGGUUCGACCUCGGCGCGGCCCCCACGGAGGCGGCGCGCUUCCACCGCGAGCUGGCCGCGCUCCGGGACGCGUCGGAGCGCUGCCCGCGCUCGUGCCGCCUCCUCGGGCUAGCGCGCGACGGCAGCCGUAUGCUCCUCGUGAUGCAGCUGUACGGCGCGUCGGUGCUCGAGGUGCUCGAGGGGCGCGGCGGCGGGCUGCCGGCGGCGCUGUUCCUGCACUACGGCGCCGAGCUCGCGCGCGCCGUUCACGAGCUCCACAGCGUGCAUCUGAUGCACUUUGACAUCAAACCGUCGAACGUGCUGCUGGACGAGCGGGGCCAGCUGGUGCUGUGCGACUUCGGGCUGUGCGUGCGCGACGCGAACGCGCUCCGCGAGAGCGAGGACGUGUGGGGGACUAUUGGAUACGCCCCCCCGGAGUGUAUCGACCUCGACCAGCGACACAAGGCGUGCCAGCGGAGCGACUGCUGGGCGCUCGCGGUCACGCUGCUGCACAUGCGCACCGGGAGGGACCCGUGGGCGCCGGAGGGCGGGGCUGCGGCGGCGCAGUGGGGGGAUCUGUUGCAGCGAGUCGGACUCAGGAAAGAGAGUCCCCCGAUCCCGGCCGGCCUGCCGCCGCGCGUCGAGGACGUGCUCAAGCGCUGCUUCCUCGCCGACCCUUGGGCGCGCCCGAGCGCCGAGGCCGUCGCCGCCGCGUUCGAUGACGCCGCUAGGGACCUAGGUGCACGCCCCACGCCCCCCGACCUCAGGGCGCUCGUCGCGCCCGCCAGCAUCGCGCCGCCGGCGACGACGCAGCCGCCGCCGCCGCCCAGCGACCAGCGAGCCGGCGCGGCGCCACCGGCGCGGCGCGCGCCCCGUCGGCUCCCCGGUGCCGACGCCGCGCCCGCCGCCAUCCGCUCGCGCGCCCGCCCCGGCGCCCGCCGCGGCCAGCGCGCCCCCCGCCGCGCCGGCCACGACCACGCCGGAGGCGCACGACCCCUUCGCGGGGAGCUCCGCGGAGGCAAGCGGCACGGAAGCCACGCAGGGCCUCGCGCCCGACCUCGCAGACCUGAUGACGCUGGACGUCCGGAAAUCCAUCAGGGCGAGGUCCGGACAGGACGAGGGCUCCUCCUCCGCGAGCGCCCGCGCCGGGGACGCGCCGGAGGCGGAGCCGACGGACGUGCCGCAGGUGGAAGAAGACUUCGACGAGGUGCUUGA
Molecule: messenger RNA, 3468 nt
Organism: Pedinophyceae sp. YPF-701
Lineage: Eukaryota; Viridiplantae; Chlorophyta; Pedinophyceae
Source: the annotation of a GenBank genome assembly